AUGAAUGUGUUUAUCUUGACCAUUCGUUACAUUCUUGGCUAUGGACGUGAAUCAGAUCGCAAUCAGGCCUUAGAAGCUCAUUCGGUCGAGUCCGAAGAAUUCGAAGGAAAACCUGUCGGGGCAGUCAGGUUACAUGCGAACUGGUGGAUGCCACAUGCCUCUAUUCGAUCUUCGUUCAAUAGGCUGACCGAUUUGCCGGACGAAUCGACCGGGGAGAAUGCGGACGAAGAUUCCGAGUACAGUGGGACUCGGAUAUUUGGCAUACUACCAGAUGGUUUGGGGCGAUUGUCUGACAGUUCAGGUGGAACAGUAACCAAGAGUAAGACAACCGAUAGAGCUUUGCCAAAGAAUCUUGGUCCAGAAUUGACCGGAGAUGAUGCCGAACAUGGGGCGGGUGGUGCACUAACAGACGGCUCGGUGACCACGUCUGGAGGAGACGAGACUCACACGUCUGAGGAUGCGAGCAUCGACACUAUCAAACCAGCUCAUCCCAGUCGAGAACCGUCACCCACGAGUUCAACCACGUCCGCUAGUGAAGGCAGUGAAGAUAUUGAGCCAUUCCCAUCUCCACCACCUGAAGCCGCCCUGAUUGAUUCGUACCAGGGUAGAUCGAGUCCAUUGACGCAUUCACAUCUCGUACUCUCUGCUGGUUUAGACGAAGUCAUCGAGGAAGAGACUGGAGCAAGUGAGAUGGAAGCAGAUGCUGUUGCUGCGGCUAUGGCUAUCGCGGUUUUAGAUGCGGCAACGAAUGAGGGAAACGAUGGUGAACCGGAAGAGGGGGAGGAUGACGAAGAAGAGGAAGAGGAUGAGGAGACCAGUAAUGCCACGGUCAUUGUACGUGAAUCCAGGCAGUCACCACCUCCUGGCCCGGUGCCCGGGGUCUCUGGUGAAUCAGAAGAAACGUCUAGACCCAUCAGCUUGCCCGAACCAACAGAGCAGUCGGAAGAAUGCAGUGACGAGAAAACGCCGACCGGAAAUGGAACACCUAUAGAGGAAUUAAUUGCACAAGUUGACACACCAACUGGAGAAGAACAGUUGAAAGUAACAGAUGAAAAAGAGGACUUAAGCAAACAGUCAGAACAAGACCUUUCAGAAACACUGGUAGAUGAAGCCAUUACUAAAGCAGGAGAGGAAACAGAUGGAGAGGCUGCCUGUCAGUCUGUAGAAACACAAGCCGAUUCUGUAGCUGAUCAACAAAUUUGUGAGGAGAGCAUGAAGCAAUCAGUUCCGCAGGAUGAAUCAAAUGCAGACGAAGCAUCGGUUGGAGAGAGUGUACAGACGGAAGAAACAGCUCAGAUUGAGCAGCCACUAGAAAAACAGGAACAAGACAGUCAAGCAAUGCCCGAAACACAGGAAGCCGCGGUAGAAACUUCUGUUGAACAGGCUGCUCCUGAUGAAGAGCAGCAAGAACAGCAGCCCAGCGAUGAAGUUCAUGGAUCAGAAGCGACCCCGUCACAUGAAUCGACGGAUUCAAAUCAUCAAACAGAAAACUCGUCUGAUCCGAAUGCAUCCAUCUCUGCGGAAUCGGAUGAGAUUGUUAGAGACGAUGCAGCGGUACCCGGGGAGCCCACAAUUUCUGAAUCACCAUCGGUUGAACAGAAUACAGACGCAACGGAAGCCAGCUAA
Molecule: messenger RNA, 1626 nt
Organism: Echinostoma caproni
Lineage: Eukaryota; Metazoa; Platyhelminthes; Trematoda; Plagiorchiida; Echinostomatidae
Source: the annotation of a GenBank genome assembly